Messenger RNA from Cryphonectria parasitica EP155, 1429 nucleotides. RefSeq lists its product as uncharacterized. The transcript has a single exon. NCBI's taxonomy places the organism in Eukaryota, Fungi, Ascomycota, Sordariomycetes, Diaporthales, Cryphonectriaceae. Bases 718 to 1086 code for a protein of 122 amino acids. The record is from RefSeq and is a predicted model, not a curated record.
ACUCGCUCAACAUUCGUCCCUUCCUUCGACUUGCUCUGGCAGCAACUCAACAACUCUUCUUGAUUCAUUUCUCUUGAAGCAGGUCUUCAUUACCUUCGAUCGAUGAUCGUCUUCUUCACGCCACUGCUGGUCAGCUUUCCAACUGUUCUACACUCGCUCGCCUAGAUUUCCUUUUCUAGAAUUCACAGAAAUGCAUCGACUCGUCCCAACAGCCGCUUCGUGCGAUCCCGCCACCGACGAAACUAUUCAGCAGCGCCUCUUCUCCAUGCACGCCGAGACUCAGAAGAUGUCUUGCCAAUAUAAACCGAGCAUGACCCCGAAAGCCAGGCCAAAUACAUCGUGUUCAAGACAUAUGAUAUCGGAAGCAGGCCGAGGGGUGCCACGCCCUCUCCAGCUCCUCUCUCCACCGAGUAGAGAAGGACGAUGGAGGCUCGAGCCAGAGACUCGCCCCUGUACGGAUGAUACAGGGUGAGCCUUUCGAUCGAUAAAAUGACCGGAAUCGUCUGUGUCAACAAGAGGUGAGGCGCUGGUCGCCUCCCCCCGCCCCCCCCCUUUUUUUCUUCUUUCUUUCUUUCUGGCGACCCGUCAUAUCUCAGCAAGGGAGCAAACGCCACCAGGACUCCAGCAAGAGCAUGCUCCGGAGAACGUUCGGUCGUUCCGCCACCAUCUCCCUCGGCCCGACGUCAUCUCUAUUAUACCAAGACGUGCAGGAGUGAGAUGCUUGGUUCACCCACACAGGUGGCUGGGAUCCUGCACUUGGACACACACGAGACAGAGUCUCGGCACUCUCUUCUAGACUUUCUUUUUUUUCUGCUUUCUUCUUUUCCUUCUCCGGCUCUUACCGCCGCGUGUCAAGAUUGGACGCUCUUUCGACCUUCUAUCCUCCAGUCCGCACAGCUGGGUCUGCUGCUUUUGGGAGGAUGGUUGAAUAGGAGGAGGAUGAUGAUGAUCAAAAGUUAUCGUCUUCGGAAAACACGGGGAACGACACCGCAGGCGGUGUUGGUAGGAGCCGCCUCUUUCACCGCUGGCCCCACAAAGAGACGUCUGGAACGUUUUCUCUUGUGUACGGGGAGAGGAACUUUAUAGACUACUUUGUUGCCCUUCAGGGCUUUCUUCCUUCCUGUUUCCUCUAUUCAAUCUGUAGAUAUUGAUUGCUUGUGGGUUGUCUGUCUCUCUGGUGAUUUACACAUUGAGGAUAUUCGUCAUAACGGCACACCACAGAGUCUUCGAAAACAUUCUAUGUACAUGUUUCAUUUGUAAUAUAUCACCGAUUAUCUUUAUAUUGGAGCCAAGUGAUUUGUAUCAUGCCUUUAUUAGCCCUUGCGAGGUCACAGCUUGGAGGUGCUCGGCGGGAAUGAGUUUUAAUUGGUGCUGUUACUCGCUGCGCCUAGAACCGUACAUAUCUCCCAUAAAUUUGACAUUUGCCAAG